Vollenhovia emeryi is the source of this 1384-nucleotide messenger RNA. It is a transcript of the gene Grip75, whose product is annotated as gamma-tubulin complex component 4. The transcript is spliced from 3 exons. Lineage: Eukaryota; Metazoa; Arthropoda; Insecta; Hymenoptera; Formicidae. Gene Ontology annotation, biological process: spindle assembly; mitotic cell cycle; cytoplasmic microtubule organization. Gene Ontology annotation, cellular component: spindle pole; centrosome; gamma-tubulin complex. Gene Ontology annotation, molecular function: gamma-tubulin binding; microtubule minus-end binding. The record is from RefSeq and is a predicted model, not a curated record. Bases 40 to 672 code for a protein of 210 amino acids.
UUGAAUAAUAUCUUUAUCUUAGAGAAACGCGGAUGGGGCAUGAUCACGUUGAAGUACAAAGUUGUUUGGCCAUUGCAUCUGCUGUUCAAUCCAACCGCGUUGAACGAUUACAACACUUUGUUUCGCUUCCUGUUGAGAGUUAAAAAGACCCAGAUAGACUUGUGGAAUCUCUGGAGCGAGCACAUGCAACACAAGAACAUCGACAUCGGCGUGAUCCAGUUGAGAAAUAAUCUGGUCUUUAUCGUCGACAACUUGCAGUAUUACCUGCAAGUAGACGUGAUGGAAAGUCAGUAUACCGUAAUGGAAGCGAGUAUGAAAAACACGCGGAAUUUUGAAGAUAUACAAAAGGCCCAUUCUGUGUUCCUGGCUAACGUCAUGUCGCAAACCUUCUUACUGGGCAAUGGAACGGGAAAAAAGAAUCCCGUGAAUAAGUUGAUUCAUCUUUUGUUGCGGCUGUGCGACGAUUUCAUCUUGCAAGCGUCCAUGUGGGAGGUCGGUAAUUUGCUCUUAACGGAGAAAGAAGAGCUCGAGACAUUAUGCGAGACACUUGACAGCGUAAUGAACUGGUUGACAAAGACGUUGAAUAGAGUACGUGCGCAACCUAGUGGAGAGCACUUAGCUCGAUUGUUAUUGAGAUUAGAUUUCAACAGAUGGUUUAGUAAGAAAGUUUGAAGCAGGUAAAAAAAUCUCGCAAGGAAUUACGUGUGUUAUUGCAGCGUUCUGCUGAAAAAGAACAUAAUAUUAUGUCUUCUUUAAAGAUUGUUUUAUUAGAACUCAAUAAUGUUCAGUCAAGAAUACACGAUAGAAGGCUAAAUAACGCUAUUAUUUUUCUCCGAGGCUAAAGUAUGCGCGAAAAAUUGAAAAAUGAGAGCUUUAACUAAUUUAAAGGAACACUCUGUGUUGCUCUUUUUUGCACAGAUUACGUUAUGUAUUUGAAGUCGAAUACUCAAAUUUACUUUUCAUACAAUAUACUAAUCACUAAUAUAAAGUUUUCAUUUAAUUUCAUUGUAAUACUCUUUACGAAUGAGUUGAAUAAUGCUAAUGGCAGUAUGAUAAAGAGUUGGUACGUUGUACAUGUUAUACAUGUUUUGUGAUAAUACAAUUAUUGUUCCUUUUUUUAAAUUAAGGAUCUUAAUCUAUUAUCUGAUAUUGUAACAAUACGCUCUAUCUAUAACAUAUCACAAAUACGAAAUAACAGUUCUGAAGACUCUUGUUUUUUUAUCGUCGGACGUAAACUAUCGACUUAUGACAGUGCGAUGUAAUGUGAAUUUCUUUCUUGUAUUAUCGAAAGUAAAUUAAAUUUCGUCUAUGCUGCUACUCACAUCCUGUAGGAAACAAGAGUCUUACGAUUACAUAUAAAGAGGCGAGCAUCGUUUGAGAUCUU